CCUCUCCUUCCCUACGUGUCUGCGUGCUUCUCCAGCUCCAUGCCCGCCGUGCCCAGGCCCUGUAGCCGCGCUGAGGGACUCGGUCCCGGGCUUUGAUCCACCGCCGCGGCCGCGCUGCCCCGCUCCGUCUGUGUAAGUCCCGCUUUGUGUGCGUAUGUGUGUCCAGCAUGGCGGCGCGCACACUCAGCAAGGACGACGUGAACUACAGGAUGCAUUUCCGCAUGAUCAACGAGCAGCAAGUGGAGGACAUCACCAUCGACUUCUUCUACAAACCCCACACCAUCACCCUGCUGACCUGCACCCUGCUCAGCCUCAUGUACUUCGCCUUCACCCGAGAUGACAGUCAUCAGGACAGCAAUCUCCGCCUGGGCAUUAUAGUGGUCAUCUCCUUUUUCUUGGUCAUCAGUGUGCUGGCCUUCCCUAAUGGUCCAUUCACAAGACCACACCCUGCGAUAUGGAGAAUAGUGUUCGGUCUGAGCGUGCUCUACUUUUUGUUCCUCGUCUUCAUCAUUUUCCUGAACUGGGAGCAAGUGAAGGCUCUGAUGUACUGGCUGGACCCAAACCUCCGCUACGCCAAGCGUGAGGCCGACAUCAUGGAGUACGCAGUGAACUGUCACGUGAUCACCUGGGAGCGAAUCCUCAGUCAUUUUGAUAUCUUUGCGUUCAGUCAUUUCUGGGGCUGGGGCAUGAAAGCGCUGCUGAUCCGGAGCUACGGACUCUGCUGGACCAUCAGCAUCACCUGGGAGCUAACUGAGCUCUUCUUCAUGCACCUCCUGCCGAACUUUGCGGAGUGCUGGUGGGAUCAGGUGAUUCUGGACAUCCUGCUGUGUAAUGGUGGAGGGAUCUGGCUGGGAAUGACCGUCUGCCGCUUUUUGGAGAUGCGCACCUACCACUGGGCCAGCAUCAAGGAUAUCCACUCCACCACAGGGAAGAUAAAGCGUGCUGUCCUGCAGUUUACUCCAGCCAGCUGGACCUACGUGCGCUGGUUUGACCCCAAAUCCUCCUUCCAGAGACUGACUGGGGUUUACCUCUUCAUGAUCGUCUGGCAGCUAACGGAGCUCAACACCUUCUUCCUGAAGCACAUAUUUGUUUUCCCAGCAUGCCACGCUCUCAGCUGGUGCCGUAUCCUCUUCAUCGGCAUCAUCACUGCGCCCACCGUGAGGCAGUAUUAUGCAUAUCUAACAGACACGCAGUGCAAACGGGUCGGGACGCAGUGCUGGGUGUUUGGGGCCAUUGCUUUUCUCGAGGCCUUAGCUUGCAUCAAGUUUGGUCAGGAUCUUUUCUCCAAGACGCAGAUCCUCUACGUGAUCCUGUGGCUCCUGUGUGUGGCCUUCAUCACGUUCCUCUGCCUGUACGGGAUGGUGUGGUACGCUGAGACCUAUGGACCCAGAGAGAAGAGUCUUUCGGAGUGUGAGGACAGCAUUUACGCUGAGAGCGGAGAUAACGAGUAUGUGAAAGGAGACUUUGAGACAGACUCCACAGCUUCCACCAGGAGGAGAGGGAGAAGCUCUGGAAAAAGCAACUCCGUCAACGGGGUGGAAAAAUAAAACAGGACCAUUCCGCAGACGCUGAUGCAGAACUGAUACACCGUAGGAGAAAGAGAAGAGGAGCAGGAGAGCGUUUGACCCUUCAAAAUGAUGGAGGGAAUAUAUCAGGAUGGGGCGCGUAUCUCUUUCGUCUGAGGGUUUUUAUUAGGAAUGUCUCAGUAGCGUUCGUUUCCGGCACUGCCAUGGGGCGCCGCUGAAGGUUUGAUGAUAAUGAUGAUUAUGAUGAUGUGAGCAGCUUUCAGAGUGCACACUGAAUUAAGCCACAUUAAUCUUCCCUAUUGCAGUAUUUGUUAUAGUAUUUACUGUGUUGAAUGACUGACUGUUCUGUGUUUUAUGACCACGCAACUAAGGUUUUGUCCAUUUUGUCCACUGUAGCUACUUGUGUAUCACCUUUCUUCAAUUAAUUCACUCGUGACAUUAACUGGAAGCAAAGCAUGUGAGUGGGCGCACAUUUAUGUUACAUUGACUCUUUGAGGAAUUGUUUAGCGAAAAAAAUCUGAUUUACACAGUUUUCCCUUCUUACCUCUGAUUUUGUUGACAUGUUUUGGUUCUUGUUUAGUUUUAGCACUGGAGCUGCGAGGAUAACCUAGCUAACGUGUUAUUUGCAUAUCUAAAUAAUCACCCGCUGCCCUCAAACCAUGUGGAGUUGUUUAAUAAUCUCUAAUAGACUUAAUUAUUUGGGUUCUGAUGCUGUUUGACUCACUGUUGUCUAUAAACAUGGACAAAAGUACACUACCAUCGCUAAACAGUAGUAGCAACCUGAGCUUUGAGACGGUUUAGGCUGGAGCUUUAAUCUGGCUAGAAAUUUUGGUCCAAACCGGAUCCACAGCACUCCAAACCGGAAUUGUGGCCAACAGAUUUCUUUAAGAACCUGAUAUGAAAAAAUGACCCGAGCCACAUCAGGCUAGAUGAUGUCUGAACUACAUCAUCUAGUUUUACUCUGAAACUCACUCAAGCCCAACAGAAUUCUCUAAGAACCAAACCCAACCCAAACCGUCACACCAAGUUUAUAAUCUGAAAUUCACUCAAGCCCAACAAGAGUUUGUAAGAACCCGACCACAUCAAGUUUUUAGCCUGAAAUUGACCCAAGCCCAAUAAAAUUAUGUAAGAACCUGAUCCAACCUAAACCACGUCAUCUAGUUUUUAUGACAAAAUUGACCCGAACCCAAAAAAAUUCUGUAAAAACCUAAGCCAACCCGGACCAAGUCAUCAAGUUUUAGUUCAAAGCUGACCCAAGCCCAACAAAAUUCUGUAAGAACCCGAGCCAACCCGGACCAAGUCAUCAAGUUUUAGUUCAAAACUGACCCAGUGAGAACCCAAGCCAACCCGAACCACGUCAAGUUUUCAGUCUGAAAUGGACACUAGCCCAACAAGAUUCUGUAACAACCAGACCCAGCCCAACCACUUCAUCUAGUUUUUAGUGUGAAAAUAACCCAAACCCAACAAGAUUCUAUAAGAACACGGGUGAACCCGAACCACGUCAUCAAGUUUUUAUUCCAAAACUUACCCACGCCCAACAGAAUUCUGUAGGAACCGGACCUAACCUUCUAUUUCUUCUUCUUUCGGCUGCUCCCUUUAGGGGUCGCCAGAGCGGAUCAUCUGCCUUCAUCUUGCCCUAUCCACUGCCUCCUCUACUUUUACACCAACCAUCUCCAUGUCCACCUUCACUACA
Molecule: messenger RNA, 3219 nt
Organism: Pygocentrus nattereri (red-bellied piranha)
Lineage: Eukaryota; Metazoa; Chordata; Actinopteri; Characiformes; Serrasalmidae
Gene: ptdss1a
Product: phosphatidylserine synthase 1a
Exons: 13
Coding region: 168-1547 (459 amino acids)
Biological process (GO): phosphatidylserine biosynthetic process
Molecular function (GO): L-serine-phosphatidylethanolamine phosphatidyltransferase activity
Source: RefSeq, a predicted model, not a curated record